CUCGAGACGGGCCUAGUGGUUCAGGCUUUUCCGGGCAGUCGGGUCGGAGUCUGCUCCGUGGCUCAGGAGGGGAACUGGGGGGGGGUCGGCGUCUGACGCCGAACGGGAGCAGGCCCGGAAUUGGAUGGUGAUUCGGCUGCUCGAGUCGCUCGCCCUGGGGCCAGGGGCUGGGGACCGGGCCGGGUUGACUCGGAGUGGGACUGGGCUCUCUGCGUCCAGACUCGUGACUGGGAUUCACUGUAAGAGAGGAGCCCGCCUUCCCCAGGGCAGUAAAUUUAUACCUUUAUUACAUUCACUCCUCUCCCCCGCUUAAAGGAACAUGCUCAAUGUUGAUGCUUCACUUAUCCCGGACGGACAGUGUUAAUGGGAGGUUAGUAUGAACAAGCAGGAAGGUCUCACUGAGGCUGAUAACCCCCCACUGACUUCGAGCCAAUGUAUGAAUGGGGUUAGGAUGGGUGACCAAGGACUGGAAAACGAUGAAGUCAGUGUGGAAAGUAGUCUAACCGAGGUCGAUAAAGAUGUUUCUCAGGAAAACCAUGGCAGCUGGGAUGCUAAUGGAGAGAGCCUGGAGGAAGAUUUUAAUGGUGAUGAGCACUGUGCGCUUUUAAACAAAGAUGUUACCGAGCAAGACAACUCUCUGGACACCAUGCAACUAGAAAACAUAUUGAGUGAAGCGGGUGCUUCUGUGCACUUGUCAGACCUAACAACAGAUUCUGAAAACAAUUUGAUUGGAAUUGGUAUGAUAAGCUUAAGUUCAGAAAUUGACAACGUAGAGAAGACUUCAGAUCUUCAAGAUAAUGAGGAUGAUGAUCACUGUCAGAUCAAAUUGCUUUUGAGUCAGUUACGUGACUAUGAGCAGGGCACAGGGACCUUAGAAAGCAAAGCAAAGCUGUUGGAUGGUUACAGUUUAGAAAGUGGUGGCAAACUAACAAUAGAUACUGAAAGUGAUUCAUUGACCAAUGAUGAAAGGCAAUUAUUUGACACAGUUAACCAUCAGGAUGUUUUGACUGAGAUGAGUCAUGAGCCUUUAAUGUCUACUGAGAGACUUGGAAGACCUGCAAUGAAAGACCUGCUUCAUCAUGGCAAUGAAUUAACCCAUGCAAGCUAUCCAGGCUCAAAGUUUGGUGUUAUUGGCAAUGUGAUAUGUAGUGAUCAGUCUACAAAUACAUUCAGUCACGCUUCUGAAAGAACUGUUGAAAACAACACAACCUCACAAGAAGUUUCCACUGGGAAUGUGGUUGGUCAAUCUGAGAAAAACACUGAUGAAAUGCUCCAGCACCAACAGACUCUGGAUUUAUGUGCAAGCAGUGAUGGGGCAAAUGAUAACUCAAGCUCUUUAUAUUGUGGACCAUUAUAUAGCCUGAAGAAAGACUGGAAGAAAGAGGGAGAGGCAUUGUCUUUGGCCAUUAAAGAGUUAAAAGAAGAGGUUGAGAAUAUUAGCAAAUCCUUUCUUCCUGAAGACGAUGUUGAGCACACUGAUGUGGCAAAUCGAGGUGCUUGCCACACUGAAAGCAGUAUCCAUGAACGUGAUCGUCAGCCAAGGAAGAAAUUUUCUUAUCCUGCAUUUAAAGAAGUGUCAGGACCCUGUGAUUCUGAGGAUCUCCUUGAUGGAAUCAUAUUUGCAGCGAGUUACCUUGGAUCAACUCAGCUCUUCUCUGACAAAAAUCCAUCAACGAAUGUUCGCAUGUCACAAGCGCAGGAAGCAGUGGGGAGGAUAAAGGCACCAGAAGGAGAGUCACAGCCAAUGACUGCAGUGGAUCUGUUUAUAUCAACACAGCGAAUUAAAGUAUUAAAUGCAGAAACACAGGAAGCCCUGAUGGAUCACCCUCUACAGACCAUUUCGUACAUUGCAGAUAUUGGAACUACAAUAGUUUUCAUGGCUCGUCGACGAAUGCCACGUAAAUCGCCAGACCAGGAGACCAGGAACUCGCCUGCUGGAAAGCGAGAGUACAAGAUGAUAUGCCAUGUCUUUGAAUCAGAGGAUGCAUCACUUAUCGCACAAGCGAUAGGCCAAGCUUUCACUGUGGCCUACCAGCAGUUUCUGAAUGCUAAUGGUAUCAACCCUGCGGAUCUGAGUCCUAAUGAAUACAAUGAUUUACUUGACACCGAAUUUUACAAUGGGGAUCUUGUACAUUUUUCCAAGUCAGAGAACUCCAAAGAGGUCCGAAUAGAGAAAGCAAAGGGAGAGAUCCUUGGCCUUGUAAUUGUGGAGUCAGGGUGGGGCUCCAUCCUUCCCACAGUGGUAAUAGCUAACCUGAUGCACGGUGGGCCAACGGAACGAUCAGGAGAGCUGAACAUUGGUGACCAAAUCAUUUCUGUGAAUGGCACUAGUUUAGUUGGACUACCGCUCGCUACCUGCCAGGGAAUAAUCAAGGACUUGAAAUACCAGUCUGAAGUGACACUCAACAUUGUACGUUGUCCUCCAGUCACCACAGCAAUUAUCAAACGACCAGAUCAAAAACACCAGCUUGGAUUUAGUGUACAGGAUGGCAUUAUCUACAGCCUCAUGAGAGGUGGAAUUGCAGAGCGAGGUGGGAUCCGAGUAGGACACCGCAUCAUUGAAAUAAACGGACAAAGUGUUGUUGCAACUCCACAUGAUAAGAUUGUGCAAAGACUUUCAAAUGCCAUUGGUGAGAUACACAUAAAGACAAUGCCAGCUGCAACUUACCGGCUGCUAACAGGACAGGAGCAACCGAUAUACAUAUAACAAAAGGGACAUCGCUCCUGACUAGCUCAAACAUUUCAGGAUGUACAGCUUCUACAUUAACAAGACUUGGUUUGCUGUGCCGUGAUAGUAUUACGCUCCAUUCUCAAUUUACAUGUUCCAGAGAUGACUUAAUACAACUGUACUACUCUGCACUAAACUGGGAGCUAAGAGCUGCAGCGGGACCGUAAACCGAGAUGUUAGAGGAAGAAAUAAGUUAGCCUCUCGGACAGGAAGGUCUGCAGUGCUGCCACUGAGAUGCAGUGCAACAAUGUGUGUUUCAAGGAAUUUUGUACCAAGCUUCUGCCAUAACACCAGCAUGAACUAAUUAUUACAUGGCAUCUAUAAGCACCUCUACUUAUUUAAGUGGAAACGCACAUUGAUUGAUUUUAUCAUUGCUAAGGAGAAGGACUUAACUAUUUUAACUAACUGAUUUAUUUAAAAAUGCAUAAGUUAAUGGAAAGCUUGUAAUACACAAACCAGUGUGCCAUGUUUUUGUUUAAACACAUUCGGGAUAAUAUACGUUGGCAUUCAGAGACUACGGAGGUAUGCGAGAUCCAGUCUUGUGUGAUUGGAGCCUUUCCAUCUACAUGAAUUCCUAAGAUAAAGGCUUUGGAUUCAGUUUACAUUCUUGAGUUUUGCUCUGGGUAUGCACAUUUCAGUGACAACCUUGGUCUAGACCUUCAAAGGUUCAAGGCACAACUCUUGGUGCUAAAAUUAGUGUCUCUAAACAAGAAAUCAAAAUCUCAGCCGACUGUUCCUGGUCACGAUCCAGGGAUUUUUGCUGGAAAGUGUACACUUGGCUGAUGGAUGCAUUUUUUUUGAAGCUGUUGAAGGGCUGCUUGCACUUGUGGAAUUGCACUCAUAACCAGGUUCAGUGCCCAUCACCUUGCAUCCCAGCAAGGAUCAGCAGCACCCAUGGGACCACACCUCACCGGUAUAUAGUGCAGUUUAGAUUUGUACAUUUAAAAGAGCUUUCUUUGAGUUCACAUACACCCAGGAGUUUGAAGUGUAAUGAAAUUCAAAAACAACUUUACUGAGUCUAGUACAGAGGAAGAAUUUGGCAAUCAGAAACUUUAUAAAAUGAACGAAUCUAGUUAGUGUUCAGUGACUCCCACUGGAAUAUUGAUGGACAUUAGGGUUUGGUGUGGAUGUAAUGCAUUACACAGUAGACUAGACCACCUGCUCUUACUGUAUAGGUUCACAUUGAAGGAUGACCAUAUGUUUAAUGGCCAGUGGGAUGUGUGGAAUUAAUGCCUUUGGAAGUUACCCCUGUAUCAGUUAUUCAAUAGGAGAGUGAUGAAAAGUAGUGCUGGUUGGCAAGGGUUGGAAUUAAGUGCUUUGAAAAGAUUCUGAGAAUAUCUCAUUUGGGAAUAUUUACCUUUCGUGCCUUGGAAAGUGACAUGGCAUUUGUUCAGGUAUUUGACAUGCUUAGGUUGCUUAUUAAGAGCUAUAAACUGAUGCAAAUGAAUAAAGCAAUGUUUGUAGCAUUUCGUAAUUCACAGGAGCUUAUUAUUUUUUGUUGAGGAAACAAAAUGUGGCUUCACUGGUAAUGCACAUGAUCUGCUACUGAUCUGCUACUAAUCCCUAGUUUAGCAUUGGUCUGUGCUGAAUUAGUUGGUCUCAGCUGAGACUGUUGGCAGCGGAGUGGGAUUGGGGGAAAUUCUCCCACUGUCAGGUUCAUGCAUCUAGUCAGUAUAAUUUUCCUGCUGGACUAUAUGUUGGUUUGGGUUGAGAGUUGGAUAUUUUGCCUGUUGCUCCCUAUGUGAGAUUCAUAGACAUGUGGAAUUCUAGUCCAAAAGGAAUCAGGGUUUUCAAGCAAGAGAGAGGAAACGUGAAGGCUGGGAAAUACUCAUUACAUCAGAACUAUUGAACUGUAAUCUUGUAUUAUAUUAAUUAUAUUCGAAUUGAGUGGUAUUUAACAUACACCUGUAAGCUGCCUUUCUGUUUGUGGGUCUGCCCAGAAUUCUUCCAAAGGAAUGUGUGAUAUUUGAAAUGAAAAUGAGAGAAUGAGCAAAUUGUUCAGAGUUUUGAGUAAUUUUAUCGUAGUGCUUCCUCCAUGUGGUGCUUAUUUACAUUUUUCAUUGCAAUAAAGAAUU
Molecule: messenger RNA, 4803 nt
Organism: Hemiscyllium ocellatum (epaulette shark)
Lineage: Eukaryota; Metazoa; Chordata; Chondrichthyes; Orectolobiformes; Hemiscylliidae
Product: amyloid-beta A4 precursor protein-binding family A member 1-like
Exons: 10
Coding region: 377-2707 (776 amino acids)
Biological process (GO): chemical synaptic transmission
Cellular component (GO): plasma membrane; cytoplasm; dendritic spine
Molecular function (GO): protein binding; amyloid-beta binding
Source: RefSeq, a predicted model, not a curated record